Parnassius mnemosyne (clouded apollo) is the source of this 720-nucleotide messenger RNA. The record is from the annotation of a GenBank genome assembly. NCBI's taxonomy places the organism in Eukaryota, Metazoa, Arthropoda, Insecta, Lepidoptera, Papilionidae.
AUGGGGACUAGAAAUUUGGAUGAAGACCACAUCCUGGCCGCUCUUUUAGAUAGUGAUGAGGAGCCACCCUAUGCUGACACCGACAGCGAAGUUGAAGACCACGAGAGCGAGGAUGACAUCCAGAGCGAUGAGGAAGAAGAUUUUGUGGACGCAGUGAGGGAAGAAGAAGCAGCAACUUUUUUCGAAAUUGACCCCAUGGGGGAAGAAAGCUCUGAUCAAGGAACUCCCUCAACAGCUUCUCGUCGAAUAAUAACUCCGUCACGAAGAACUAUCAGAGGUAAAAAUAAACAUUGCUGGUCAACCUCAAAAUCUUCAAGACGUGGUCGUGUCUCAGCACAGAACAUCGUCAGGUCUCAAAGGGGUCCAAAACGCAUGUGCCGUAAUAUUUAUGACCCUGUUUUAUGCUUCAACAUCUUCUUUACUGAUGAAAUAAUUUCCGAAAUUGUAAGAUGGACCAAUGCUGAAAUAUCCUUCAAAAGACGAGAAACUAUGACUAGUGCUACAUUCAAAGACACAUGUGAGAAUGAAAUCCGUGCUUUGAUCGGCAUCUUGGUAAUGACCGAAAUGAGAAAAGAUAACCAUAUGUCGACGGAUGAGUUGUUCGACCGAUCUUCUUCAACAUUAUAUGUCUCCGUGAUGAGUCGUGAUCGUUUUGAUUUUUUGAUCCGAUGCCUUAGAAUGGACGACAAAAAUGUGCGGCCGGUGUUUAUGGAAUGUUAA